Molecule: messenger RNA, 354 nt
Organism: Chironomus riparius
Lineage: Eukaryota; Metazoa; Arthropoda; Insecta; Diptera; Chironomidae
Source: the annotation of a GenBank genome assembly
AUGAAAUUUUUAAUUUUAUUUGUUGUUGUUUGUGUCUUUAUGACUGUCUUUGCCCAACCUCCACCAAAAGGCAACAAAGAAGGCAACACAGGCUCAGUACAGAACGCAAAACCAAAUUCAAACCAAAAAGCCAGUGAUAAAAAUGUUCGAAGCAAUGGAAACAGCCCAAGUUCUGGAAAUAAUGGAAAAGGCAUCAACAACAAGAAUGAAAAUGGCAAUAAAAACCCAGGAAAUAACGACAAAAAGCAUGGCAAGGCAGGUGCACCGCCAAAAGGCGUUAAUGGACCAAAAGCAUCAAACAAUGCACCAGCAAAGAACUCUGCAGACCUUAAUUUGUCAGAACUUGCACUUUAA